AUGAGUUUCAGCUCGGAGCACUACCUGUGUGGCCCCUCUUCCUACCGCAAGGUGUUCGGCGACAGCUCCGCGCCUGUUCCUCGCGCCCUCUCGGGGGCUGGCGGCGCGGGCAGUAACCGCUCGGAGUCGCUGACCCGCUGCACGGUGGCCUCCUCCGCCGCCUGCUCCUCGGCCUCGUCUCUCGGUCUGGGCCUGGCCUGCCGGCCUCCCGCGUCCGAUGGGCUGGACCUGAGCCAGGCGGCCGCGCGCACCAACGAGUACAAGAUCAUCCGCACCAACGAGAAGGAGCAGCUGCAGGGCCUCAACGACCGCUUCGCCGUGUUCAUCGAAAAGGUGCACCAGCUGGAGACGCAGAACCGCUCUCUGGAGACCGAGCUGGCGGCGCUGCGGCAGCGCCACGCCGAGCCGUCGCGCGUGGGCGAGCUCUUCCAGCGGGAGCUGCGCGACCUGCGCGCGCAGCUGGAGGAGGCGAGCUCGGCCCGCGCUCAGGCCCUGCUGGAGCGCGACGGGCUGGCGGAAGAGGUGCAGCGGCUGCGGGCGCGCUGCGAGGAGGAGAGCCGCGGGCGCGAAGGCGCCGAGCGCGCCCUGAAGGCGCAGCAGCGCGACGUGGACGGCGCCACGUUGGCCCGCCUGGACCUGGAGAAGAAGGUGGAGUCGCUCCUGGAUGAGCUGGCCUUCGUGCGCCAGGUGCACGACGAGGAGGUGGCCGAGCUGCUGGCCACGCUGCAGGCGUCGUCGCAGGCUGCGGCCGAGGUGGAUGUGGCCGUGGCUAAACCAGACCUGAGUUCGGCGCUGAGGGAGAUCCGCGCCCAGUAUGAGUCCCUGGCUGCCAAAAACCUGCAGUCCGCCGAGGAGUGGUACAAGUCCAAGUUCGCCAACCUGAACGAGCAGGCGGCGCGCAGCACCGAGGCCAUCCGGGCCAGCCGCGAGGAGAUCCACGAGUACCGGCGCCAGCUGCAGGCGCGCACCAUUGAGAUCGAGGGCCUUCGCGGAGCCAAUGAGUCCCUGGAGAGGCAGAUCCUGGAGCUGGAGGAGAGACACAGUGCCGAAGUGGCCAGCUACCAGGACAGCAUUGGGCAACUGGAGAAUGAUCUGAGGAACACCAAGAGUGAGAUGGCACGCCACCUUCGGGAAUACCAGGACUUGCUCAAUGUCAAAAUGGCUCUUGACAUUGAGAUAGCAGCUUACAGGAAAUUGCUGGAAGGCGAAGAGACACGUUUUAGCACUAGUGGGUCAACCAUUUUAGGGCUAAAUCCACUUCCCAAUCCAGGUUAUCUGCUCCCGCCUAGAAUCCUCAGUUCUACUACCUCCAAAGUCUCAUCCACUGGCCUGUCUCUUAAGAAAGAGGAAGAGGGUGAGGAGGAGGAGGCUUCUAAGGUCACCUCUAAGAAAACCUCCCAGAUAGGGGAAAGUUUUGAAGAAAUACUGGAGGAGACCGUAAUAUCUACUAAGAAAACCGAGAAAUCAAAUAUAGAAGAAAGCACCAUUUCAAGCCAAAAAAUAUAAUUCUGUUGCUUAAAAAGAGUUAAUGCUUAAGAGGGGAUAAUAUGCAUUUGACUUGUUAACAGCCUAUUCCUGAACCAAAACACCUGUCAUCACUAUAAAAUGUCUUCAAGGCUUCAGUCUCAUAGUUAGCAUUGAAUACCUACAUUCUCUAAUAAGGAAACCACCUCUUAGAUUGGAGCAAACCGCGGCCCUACAGCCAUCACAGAGGAGUUAUCUAAGAACACAGCUUUCUCACCUAAAGCUCAGGCUUUACAGUGAUAGAUGAUUCAGGUACAGAGGAAGUACAAACUAAGGUGCUAAAUCUGUGAUCAUCAUCUUUUGCUGUGAUUUAAAAUUAAAACCUAUCUCACUCAUUAUAACUAGCCAUUGCCCAGCUAUAUCGUCUCACUCUAGAUACCUAAAAUAUAAGAUCACUGCCAAAGAUAAACUAAUGGUCCACACCCCACCACCCUAAUAGAACCGUUUCACAAAUGAUAGGUGUUUGUUUGAUGGACACUUUUCCUCCCACCCACCUCAAUUCCAUUUAGGUUUUUCUCAAAAGAACGUACCCCCUUUAGCUCUCUUUGCGGAAUGGGUAAAAUACGAUGCAUGUUGACCAUUUCUGUGAUUCAUGUAAUGACUUCACCCUGCCCAUUUCCUAUCCUUCCAAUUCUGUAAGUUAAAAUAAAAAUGGCAGUGAUAAGUGUUAAGGGUUGCCUCCAACAAAUAAAAUAAUGAAAACUUUGUGUAGAUUUUAGGCUUUUCAGCUUAACAAACCCAUUUAAUUAGGAGGGAAAAAAAAAACCCUACUGGAUUAAGAAUGUAGCUUUUCACCUUAAUGUUAGAAACACAGUAAUAGUUACCAUAAGCUGUGAUUAAGCUGACCUUAGAUUUAGUAACAUAAGCUAGAAGAGGUGAGUAUUUGUAUGAAUGGAAAAAGUGAAGGUCUCAUUUAUCUGUGUCAGUUUGCUUGUGGUGAUAUAGAGUUAGUUGUUUCAUGCCCUUAGCCUUAGAAUCCAUAUAUUCCCCUUCCUACUAGUCUAGGUCCUAAAAGGCCUUGUUUUCACUCUCCUCUGCCUUUUUAAAAGUGCUAAGUGUAGAUUAUGUUAUCAGCAGGACACAAUGCUACUGCCCCAAAGCAAAAGAAGUCACUUCUGGUCAAUCAACACCACCAGCAAAUAAAUAAAUAAAUCUCUUUUCUAAGAGAGUCUUGCCCAGCAGUUUUCCCACUGCUGCAUCGUUGGUGGUCUCUCCCCUGCUGGAGAGGAAGAGACACCCAGACCAGAGGAGGGGCGCACAGGCUCCUACUCACAGGCUAGAAGUAGAUUUUGGAGCCUCAACUUUUCAUCUGCCCAUCUGUGUAGCAGCUGCAUUCCACGUGUGCCGAGUUCGAUGCAGGAUUUGUUCUCUGCCAGCAGUCACUUCACCAGAGCUAAAGAGUUGCCAUGUCUCUAUCACACGUCUGCAUUAAGAUAAGGACGUGAAGCUUUCACUGAACUUUCUUAUCCUAGCACAUGCUUCCAUAGUUCAAGGAACUUGAAAGAUACUUUUCUUCCUUUCCCUUACUCCAUCCCUGUCUUUAUUCCCCACACUUACUGUAAAACAUUAAUAAAAUAAGAAUUAAAAGUCUCAUGAGUUCCACCAACA
This is a messenger RNA of Myotis lucifugus (little brown bat), 3132 nucleotides long. RefSeq names its product internexin neuronal intermediate filament protein alpha (gene INA). Gene Ontology annotation, molecular function: structural constituent of postsynaptic intermediate filament cytoskeleton. Gene Ontology annotation, cellular component: intermediate filament; cytoplasm; postsynaptic intermediate filament cytoskeleton. Lineage: Eukaryota; Metazoa; Chordata; Mammalia; Chiroptera; Vespertilionidae. Gene Ontology annotation, biological process: intermediate filament organization. The record is from RefSeq and is a predicted model, not a curated record.